Uranotaenia lowii is the source of this 4762-nucleotide messenger RNA. RefSeq names its product nonsense-mediated mRNA decay factor SMG5 (gene Smg5). The coding region runs from base 621 to 3848 and encodes 1075 amino acids. Gene Ontology annotation, cellular component: telomerase holoenzyme complex. Gene Ontology annotation, biological process: nuclear-transcribed mRNA catabolic process, nonsense-mediated decay. The transcript is spliced from 5 exons. NCBI's taxonomy places the organism in Eukaryota, Metazoa, Arthropoda, Insecta, Diptera, Culicidae. Gene Ontology annotation, molecular function: telomeric repeat DNA binding; telomerase RNA binding; protein binding. The record is from RefSeq and is a predicted model, not a curated record.
CUGACGUUCGUGCAAGAAGUGAUUUUCGGUUGUUCGUUUCGAGAGAAUUCGUCGUCGUUGAUUAACCAGCGCAAAGGGAAGAAUAUUGUGAAAUCCUGGCUCCAGAAUUUAUUGGAACCUACCGAGACGCAAGUGUAUCACCAUUAACUUGAUUUGGAACGAGCGAUUUUCGGAACCGUGCGCGGUUUUGUGAUGCUUUGGCACGCUGAAAAUGCGUUGAAAAUGGAAAAUUUGCUGCAGCUCUCGUUUUUUGCUGCUGAGGAAUCGACACUGUUGAAGGUAUUGCUAUUUGCAACAAACCACGUUCAGGACAUUGCCAAUCAGGCUGCUAAAGUGGACACAUCUUGACGGGAUAGAGUACCGCACUUGGACAUUGGCAAAUUUCGAGUUUGAAAGCCAAAGGCUAAGCCUAGAAGGGCCAAAAGAAAAAGAUUAUAAAGGGGAAAUUAUAUCAAGGUUUUCCCUACAAAGAAGAACAAACGAAGUUUUUUUCUCACUCGUUUGUAAAUUUUACUACGUAAUAAGUCACCAUCGAGGUUAUUUGACGCUUGCAAUUCGAGUUUGAGAAACAGAUAUCUGCUGAGAUAUCUACGGAUUUAUUAGCGCAAAGCCAAAUCGCAAUGGAAUAUUCCAGUAACGACGUCAAGCAGCUGUUUAGAUCAAUCUACACGCUGGUCAAACAGCUCGAUGAUCGCAAGGGUUCCCUAACGGUCCAGGCCAUGCUGGCCAAUGAUUUCCUCGAAGAUCAUCGGCAGCUGGUGGGCCGUUGCGUGACCCUCAUAUUCGAGGACUACGAAACGGUCGGCAAAAAGGCUCGCGAGAUUCUGUGGCGCAAGGGUUAUUAUGAUUUGAUUGCAAUCUUCAAGAAGCAUCAUCUGCAGCUGCAACAGCGUAGUGGAACUAUGACGGCACCGGAGUUGGAGGAACGGCGAAAACAGCUGAAGGUAGGAAUCGAACGGCUGCUGCUGGACGGAAUGAACCAUUUGAAGGUUAUCAUUUUGCGCAUGGGGAAGAUUUUCAACAUGGACAACUUACGUUACACGGUUAAUUAUGAGAUGCUAGAAGAUUACGACGAUGAUUUGUUAAUACAGGAGUCGGGUUGCUACGAGAAUCUAAAGCUGGACGAGGAACGAAGCGAUGAUGAGAAAAAAGUCAUCUAUACCAAGCAAGAAAUUUCGUUUGCCCUGGAAUCGAUUCAUUCAUUGUUGACGGCUCUAGGAGAUUUACAUCGCUAUUAUUGCGAGUUUGGAUUGGAUGGGAUCCAAUAUGUCAAAGAAGUAACGGCUAAAUACUAUUGGGAAGCAUUUAAAAUGAAUCCCAAAAUAGGAAUAACCCAGAACCAAUUGGGUACUCUGUACAAUGGACGUAACUAUAACAUCGACUCGGUGUAUCACUACCUGUACUCGCUUUGCUGUCCUAUUCCGUUUGAAAGUAGUGAAAUGAACGUGAGUAGAAUUUUCCAAAAAAACAUACGAUACCUUGAAUCUAACGAAGGGCAAGAAGUGAACGAAGAAGAUUUUGCUAUUCGCGAAUUUGUUGCAAAAUUUUUACUGGUUGUGGACGUUUUCUUCUACGAUAAAAAUGUAACCGAUUUCACAAGUUUGUGUCAUUCGGUUCUGAUUGAUUUCAAAAACGUGCUAGGCGCUCGUAAACUAGUCGAUGAUGAAUACUACAUGACAGAUAGCUUGAUUUUCAAAAUUGUAUCGAUUCUGUUUUUCUGCAUGUAUAGAGCAAAGGUACAAAAUUCGGAAAAAAUCUACAGCUUGAAUGCCUUUAUGGUAGCAUUAUGCUCGGAGCUUCUGGAAUAUUGCACUAUGGCCGUAGAGAAAUACAUGGUCGAAAAUGUGCGUGAGGAUAAAAAGUUCCGUGAGACGUACCUGGCCUUGUAUCAAAAAUAUGAUGAAGAAGUUCGUAAGUCACGUACUUUACAGAAAGAACAUGUUGUAGUUUUUAGCAAGGAUCAGAAAUCGUCCUCCGGUGUUGAAGAAGGCCCUGGAAGUGAAGAUCAUUCGAAUAAAGAGAAUGAUGACAGCGAUAAGAAAAGUCAAAACAGUACGAAAAAUGUAGACGGAAAGAAAAAGCGUACUCGACGUCGUCGCCGCGCGUUAUCAAACGAUUCAGAAUCAGAUUUUUCUGACGAAGAGGAUGAAAGCGAUUAUCAGACGAAUUCAGAUUUGGAACACGAUGACGAAGACGACGAUAGUUCCAUCGGCAGUUUCGAAUCAUAUGAUUUUUCGGAUGAAGAGGACGAAGUAGAAGAUGUGUUUGCACAUUCUAAUGAAGACAAGCAAGAAGAACAAGGAACAUUUUGCAACGUUGUAGCAAAUGAUGAACAUCAAUCGCAUGAAACUAACUUUAAUGGCAUGAACGAACCCCUGCAGCUUAAAUUUAAGAAGCGAUAUCAUAAGCUCAAUCCUAACAUAGUCAUCGAAUUUGCCGAACAAGAGCGUACUAUGCGCUCUUUGAAAUUAUUAUUCGAUUGGCUAUUUGCGAAUAUGGACAUAUUGAUGGGUUGUUAUCAAUCGAACCCAGAAUUCAUUCACAAUAUUAUGAAAUUGCUUAAUCAUUUCAACAUUGACAUUUUUUCCAAUCGUUAUUAUUUUCCGCGCGACUUGUUAACUAUUAAAGAUGUACGAGAAGAUUUUAAAUCUUUGUUCGAAAUACGCCGUUCUAUUCCUCUUUCCGAGGACAUUGCCAUGAAACGUUUCCCUUUAUUUGAAACAACCCAAGAAGAACUUGUUUGGGAAACCAACUACCGUCUCAAGACAACAGCUUCUGAAGAAAGUUUUCUACGAGUAAUGAAAAUGGUUGAUUUUGGCUUUUCACUAUGCAAAUCUAAGAAAUUUGAGUAUUCAUUCUGUCCCAAAGCACGUGAUUUCAGUCUUAAAAGUAAGAAGCAACAAAAGCAACAGUUGCGCAAGAAGGAAGAUGAACUGAAACGUGGGGAUCGUGGACAGACUAAUCGUCGAACCACACGUAAAAGAGAGCAAAUGGAAGAAAAACGUCGUACUCGUCGUCAGAAUCCUCAAGACGACAGGGAACCACGCCAACGUCGUCAACGUGGUCGUAAUCGGCGUAACAUGCCCGAAUUGGGCUUGGAUAAGUCCAGUCAGGAAGGAGAUGGAAAAGUAAAUUCUGGUGCCGUUGCACCCAGAAAAGGUUAUUUGAAAAACAAAGGCAGGACCUGCUUGUUACAGCGAGCUGACAAAAACGACCAGCGAACGCUUCUAAAGAAAUCGGAUUCGGAUACCACGGCUGACGAAACACACCCUGAGAAAAAUAUUAAUGAACUUAUGGGCCAACUGUGGUUGAGAAACGAGGUCAAAACAUUGGAGUCGAAGUUUAAAAAAGUAGUCAACAUUACUUUAACCCCAUAUCUGAUGUUGGAUUCGACAUGCCUGACGGAAUACACAUCGAUUGUUAAAAACUUGGUGAAGACGAAAAAAUUUGUCAUUCUUAUCCCAACUGCAGUUUUAUCCGAACUAGACGAGCUUAAAAAACAUGCUGACGGGGCGCGUAACGCCAUCAAAUGGUUGGAAUUUGAGUUCAGUAAGGGCAAUCGCUAUUUACGGUCCCAAAAAAAUUACGAAAUGUUACCGAUGCCUUUGAUCAAAGUGCCGAAAAAGUUGGAUCGUGAUGCAGCCGUUUUUCAUCAAAUCGUUCAGUUCUGUAACUACAUUGUAACAAACCACGUUGACAAAGACUGUACCGAUAUUAUAACAUAUCUAUCGGGUGAAUCGCUGCAGGAUAAAAAGCUGUACAAUUCCUCCUACAUUGGCAUUCUGGAGGCAAUUCCGGUCAAAUUCGAGCAGAUCGUAACCUUCUAUUCCAAUUACAAGAGGAAAUGAGCAAUACAACUGGAAACGCAACACAUCGGAACGACUGUGGUGAACUGUACGCGGAACAACACACACUUCUAACAAAAGGAACUCACCGUUUCCUGGUCUGUUAUCCUGGCCGGUGAUGCCCGCGAGAGGUUUGGAAAUCGUGGGUGACUGGCGCGGAGCAGGAGCGGAUUCGGUUGGAUUCGGUGGUUACUUUUUAUAAGAUAGAGAACAGAGCAAAUAGCUGCAACGGCACCUGUCGGCUAUCAGCUUUUAUCACUCGGAGAACUUUUCAUCAAAAACCCUAGAAACAAAACAACGGUAUACUCCUUCCAUUUGUUCCUGUCCUCAGUUAAAACAACGACCCCAAGACAAGCUGCUGUAGUUAAGAAUAUGACUGCCGGAUGAAACCCAAACUUGAGAUAAUCAUGUAUUGGAAUCCAUUAGCGCAGAAAAUAGCACAUUCAAACAAAAGCAACGUCUGAAAAGGGGAGGAAGGAAUAUCAUUUUGUUGGUUGAAGGCUCUGAAACAAAUCAAAUCUAUCAUUCAGAAAAUCAUUUUUCCUGAAAUUCGAAACGAUUCCUUGCUACAGCAACUGAAUGAUGCUUUUCAAAAUAUGAUACCAUCCUUUGAAUAAAAUUUCAUUAAUACUGUUUAAUAUGCCAUAAAGAUAUUUCUAUUUGCAUUCAUUUCCUUUCUCCAUACCCAAUCAAAAAUAGUAGGUACAAACUUAAAAAACUCCGUCUAUAAUACACCAACACAUUCUGUUUGUUCAUUAUCUGUUAAGCAAGAAUUCGUUUCGUUUUCAUUGGAUCGGAAUCAUCAAUAAACUUAACCAUACUUCAAAUUAUUUUUAUUGCUGGGUUGACCGGCAAAUUAGUGCAUCUUUUAUUUUGAAAUUUUGCGGCUAUCCUAAUAAAUGCUACUCAACAUAAAA